AUGACGAAUUACCUGAUCCCCAGACUUGGAAAACGCCCCCCUGACAAGGCCCGGCGGACACACCAAAGGCCUCCGGUAAAGCGGCGCCAGCGCCGUGUCGGGUCUGUAUCAAGUUUUGCUACGAGGGCUGUCUGCGCCCGGGACAGACUCGAACCCUUGGAGGAGCCCGCCGAGGCCCGGCUACCUGCACGCACCUCCGCCGGCGGCCACAGGAGGUGCGGAUCGCAGCGGCCUCCCGCGCGAGUGUGCGGAGCUCCGCACACCGAGGUGCGGCGCCCGGGGCAGCACUGCGCACGCUGCGCGCCCCUGACCGCGGGUCCGCCCGGCGGGGCUCGCCGCUCGCCUAGCUCGGCCGCGGAGGCUCGGAGCCGGGGCGCUCCGGGCCGCGGCGCUGCCUUCCUCGCUCCCCCCCCGACCGCCCGCCCCCGCCCCGUCCGUCCCCGCCCGAGCUCCGGCGGCCUCCGGGAGUCCCUCGGCUCCCCCCACCACCCCCCGCCCCGCGCGGCAGACAAAGGGCCCGGGCAAAUUCGCCGCCCGGCCUCCCAGCGCUCCGGGGAGGCGGCUGCGCCCGCGGGGCCAGAGGCGGCGGCCGCGGGCCGGAGCCGCGAGAUGCGGCCGACUCGCAUCUGCUGCUGCUGCUGCCUGCUCUACCAGCUGGGCUUCCUGUCGAGUGGGCUCGUGGCAGGGCUGCAGUUCGCCCCCGACCGCGAGGAGUGGGAGGUCGUGUUUCCUGCACUCUGGCGCCGGGAGCCGGUGGACGCGGCCAGCGGCAGCGGGGGCAGCGCGGACCCGGGCUGGGUGCGCGGCGCGGCGGCCGGCGGAGGCGCCCGGGCGCAGGCUGCGGGCAGCUCCCGCGAGGUGCGCUCGGUGGCCCCGGCGCCCCUGGAGGAGCCCGCGGGGGCUGAGGCCCGGCCCCGGCCCCCGUCGCCGCCGCAGGGGGGUGAGGAGGACGAGGAGCUCGAGUCGCAGGAGCUGCCGAGGGGAGCCAGCGGCGCGGGCGCCCCGGCCUCGUGGCAGCCGCCCCCGGCCCCGCCCCCGGCCCCGGCCCAGCCCGCCGAGCCCGACGGCGACGAGGUGUUGCUGAGGAUCCCGGCCUUCUCCCGGGACCUGUACCUGCUGCUGCGGAGAGACAGCCGCUUCCUGGCGCCGCGCUUCGCGGUGGAACAGCGGCCGAGCCCGGGCCCCGGCCCCACGGGGGCGGCGGCCGCUCCGCGCCCUCCCGCGCCGCCCGACGCCGCCUGCUUUUACACCGGGGCGGUGCUGCGGCACCCGGGCUCCCUGGCCUCUUUCAGCACCUGUGGAGGUGGCCUGAUGGGAUUCAUACAGCUCAAUGAGGACUUCAUAUUUAUUGAGCCACUCAAUGAUACAGUGGCCAUAACAGGUCACCCACACCGUGCUUAUAGGCAGAAAAGGUCCAUGGAGGAAAAGGUCCCAGAGAAACCAGCCCUUCACAGUCCUUACUGUGGUGUCAUUUCAGAUAAAGGAAGACCUAGGUCUAAAAAAAUAUCAGAAAGUGGAAGAGGGAAACGAUAUUCAUACAAAUUACCUCAAGAAUACAACAUAGAGACUGUAGUGGUUGCAGACCCAGCAAUGGUUUCCUAUCAUGGAGCAGAUGCAGCCAGGAGAUUCAUUCUAACCAUCUUAAAUAUGGUUUUUAACCUUUUCCAACACAAGAGCCUUGGUGUGCAGGUCAAUUUUCGUGUGAUAAGGCUUAUUCUGCUCCAUGAAACUCCAGCAGAUCUCUACAUUGGACACCAUGGAGAGAAAAUGCUAGAAAGCUUUUGUAAGUGGCAGCAUGAAGAAUUUGGCAAGAAGAAUGAUAUACGGUUGGAGAUGUCAACAAGCUGGGGAGAAGACAUGACUUCAGUGGAUGCCGCUGUUCUUAUAACAAGGAAAGAUUUCUGUGUCCACAAAGAUGAACCAUGUGAUACUGUUGGCAUAGCUUACUUGAAUGGAAUGUGUAGUGAAAAGAGAAAAUGUAUUAUUGCUGAAGACAAUGGCCUGAAUCUUGCAUUUACAAUUGCUCAUGAGAUGGGUCACAACAUGGGCAUUAACCAUGACAAUGACCACCCAUCAUGUGCUGAUGGUCUUCAUAUCAUGUCUGGUGAAUGGAUUAAAGGACAAAAUCUUGGUGAUGUCUCAUGGUCCCGGUGUAGCAAGGAAGAUUUGGAGAGAUUUCUGAGGUCAAAGGCCAGUAACUGCCUGCUACAGACAAAUCCCCAGAGUGUCAAUUCUGUGAUGGUUCCCUCCAAACUGCCAGGAAUGACAUACACGGCAGACGAGCAAUGUCAGAUUCUCUUUGGGCCACUGGCUUCCUUUUGUCAAGAAAUGCAGCAUGUUAUUUGCACGGGUUUGUGGUGCAAGGUGGAAGGUGAGAAAGAAUGCAAAACCAAACUAGAUCCACCAAUGGAUGGAACUGAUUGUGACCCUGGUAAGUGGUGUAAGGCUGGAGAAUGUACCAGCAGGACCUCAGCAUCUGAACACCUGGCCGGAGAGUGGAGCAUGUGGAGUCCCUGCAGCCGAACCUGCAGUUCUGGGAUCAGCAGUCGAGAGCGCGAAUGUCCUGGGCUAGGUUCUGAAGCAAGGGAUUGUAAUGGUCCCAGAAAACAAUACAGAGUAUGUGAGAAUCCACCUUGUCCUGCAGGUCUGCCUGGAUUCAGAGAGUGGCAAUGUCAGGCCUAUAGUGUUAGAACUUCGUACUCAAAGCAUGUACUUCAGUGGCAAGCUGUCCUGGAUGAAGAAAAACCAUGUGCCUUGUUUUGCUCUCCUGUGGGAAAAGAACAGCCUAUACUCCUGUCAGAAAAAGUGAUGGAUGGCACUUCUUGUGGAUAUCAGGGACUGGAUAUCUGUGCAAAUGGCAGAUGCCAGAGAGUUGGCUGUGAUGGUUUAUUAGGAUCUCUUGCAAGGGAAGAUCAUUGUGGUGUAUGCAAUGGCAAUGGAAAAUCAUGCAAAAUUAUUAAAGGGGAUUUUAAUCAUACCAGAGGAGCAGGUUAUGUGGAAGUGCUGGUGAUACCUGCUGGAGCAAGAAGAAUCAAAGUUGUGGAAGAAAAGCCGGGACACAGCUAUUUAGCUCUUCGGGAUGCUGGGAAACAGUCUAUUAAUAGUGACUGGAAGAUUGAACAUUCUGGAGCAUUCAAUUUAGCUGGAACCACUGUCCAUUACAUCAGACGUGGCCUCUGGGAGAAGAUCUCCGCCAGAGGUCCUACUACAGCACCUUUACACCUCCUGGUGCUCCUGUUUCAAGACCAGAACUACGGUCUUCACUAUGAAUACACUAUCCCCUCAGACCCUCUGCCAGAGAACCAGAGCUCUAAAGCGCCUGAGCCCCUCUUCAUGUGGACACACACAGGCUGGGAAGAUUGCGAUGCCACAUGCGGAGGAGGAGAAAGGAAGACAAUGGUGUCCUGUACAAAAAUCAUGAGCAAAAACGUCAGCACUGUGGACAAUAAGAAGUGCAAAUACUUAACUAAGCCUGAGCCACAGAUUCGAAAGUGCAAUGAGCAGCCAUGUCAAACAAGGUGGAUGAUGACCGAGUGGACCCCCUGUUCACGAACUUGUGGAAAAGGGAUGCAGAGCAGGCAGGUGGCCUGCACCCAACAACUGAGCAAUGGAACUCUGAUCAGAGCCCGCGAGAGGGACUGCGCUGGGCCUAAACCUGCCUCUGCCCAGCGUUGUGAGGGCCAGGACUGCAUGACUGUGUGGGAGGCAGGAGUGUGGUCUGAGUGUUCUGUCAAGUGUGGCAAAGGCGUCCGUCAUCGGACUGUGAGGUGCACCAAUCCCAGAAAGAAAUGCGUGGUCUCUACCAGACCCAGAGAGGCUGAGGACUGUGAGGAUUAUUCAAAAUGCUACGUGUGGCGAAUGGGUGAUUGGUCUAAGUGCUCAGUUACCUGUGGCAAAGGAAUGCAGUCCCGUGUCAUUCAGUGCAUGCAUAAGAUCACAGGAAGACAUGGAAAUGAGUGUUUUUCUUCAGAAAAGCCUGCAGCAUACAGGCCAUGCCACCUGCAGCCCUGCAAUGAGAAAAUUAAUGUGAAUACAAUAACAUCACCCAGACUGGCUGCUCUGACCUUCAAGUGCCUGGGAGACCAGUGGCCAGUGUACUGCCGAGUGAUCCGCGAGAAGAAUCUGUGUCAGGACAUGCGGUGGUAUCAGCGCUGCUGUGAGACAUGCAGGGACUUCUAUGCUCAAAAGCUGCAGCAGAAGAGUUGA
Messenger RNA from Lepus europaeus (European hare), 4206 nucleotides. It is a transcript of the gene ADAMTS19, whose product is annotated as ADAM metallopeptidase with thrombospondin type 1 motif 19. Gene Ontology annotation, cellular component: extracellular matrix. NCBI's taxonomy places the organism in Eukaryota, Metazoa, Chordata, Mammalia, Lagomorpha, Leporidae. The transcript has 25 exons. The record is from RefSeq and is a predicted model, not a curated record. Gene Ontology annotation, biological process: extracellular matrix organization; proteolysis. The coding region runs from base 1 to 4206 and encodes 1401 amino acids. Gene Ontology annotation, molecular function: metalloendopeptidase activity.